Messenger RNA from Triticum aestivum (bread wheat), 1755 nucleotides. RefSeq names its product DAZ-associated protein 1. The record is from RefSeq and is a predicted model, not a curated record. NCBI's taxonomy places the organism in Eukaryota, Viridiplantae, Streptophyta, Magnoliopsida, Poales, Poaceae. The transcript has 2 exons. The coding region runs from base 457 to 1467 and encodes 336 amino acids.
UAUAUUAUGUACUGUCCCGAUUGGGAGGAAUACAAUCUGUGUUUGAGCUCAACUCUAUAUUCCAACAUGAUAUCAGUUUGAUCCAAUCUACGUUUCCGCCAUGGCCACCGAGGUCGCCGCCGCCGCCGCCGCGGUCUCCUCUCCGGCUACCUCCUCCCCUCUCUCUCCUCCCGCUACCUCUCCCCUGCCAAACCCAUCUCUGAGUGUCACUACCGCGCCUCUCCCUCUCCAGACGGCGCCGCCACCCGCCUUCUACACGACGCCCGCGUACAUGCAUGCCAUGCGUGUCGAGAACGCUCACAUCAAUCUCCCCGUCCGCCUCGCCAUGAACGACGGCAAUUACACUGUCUGGCGGGGGAUGUCGCCUCUUGGAUCGCGCCAGACUUCGCCGACCACGCCGGUGACGCGUGCUGGAACAUCGUCAACAAGGCGGUGAAGCGGUGGUUCCUCGGCGCGAUGGUGACGGAGCUCGCCGCCUUCAUGCUCGACCGGGAGGCCACCGCCGCCCAGACCUGGGCCUCCGUCGAGGCUCUCUUCGUCAACAACUGUCGGGCGCGGCGUUUCCAGCUCCAGACGGAGCUCUCCGAAACUCGUCAAGGGGACUCCUCCAUCUCCAUUUUAUGCGCUCGCCUCAAGUCCAUCUCCGACGCGCUGCGCGACGCCGGCAAGACUCUGGAUGAUGACGAGUUGGUCAUCCAACUCCUCCGCGGCGUCAACAAAGAUCGGCAUCAGACCACCGCCAAGAUUAUAGAGAAGUCCUCAACUCCCGUUCCUUUUGACGUCGCCGUCGGCAUGCUUCUGCACGAUGAGAUCGGCAACAACUUCGCCGGCUCCACCCAUCACAGCGCCCUCGCUGUCCAGCAGCGGGGCCCGUCGCCCGCGCCCUCGGGUGUGGCCUCCGGCGGUCAGGCUCGGCCGCCCGCCCCCGGUCUCGGCGGCGGCAAACCGUCUUCUCCAUCACCCAACCAGGGGCACAACAGACGCCGUCGCUACACCAACAACGGCGGAUAUCAAGGCGCCGCCACUUCACCCCCGCCAUGGACGAGGCAGGUCUAUGCCUACCCCAUGGCCCUGCCUCCUCCACCCCGCUCGGCGCCGGGCAUCCUCGGCGCACGGCCACCACAGGCCCAUGCCGCCUUCGGCAGCCCCCCGCGGCAGCAGCCGUACUCGUUCUACCCGGGGCUUUCGAUGCAGCUGCACCAGCCGUCGCCCUUCAUGCAUCAGCCGGCCGCCUUCCACCAGCAGCCGUUCUUGCCGGCGCCUCCCCAACAGCAACAAUACCACCCUCCAGCGGCGUCCAGCUCCGAUGCUCAUGGCGUUGAUCACGCGGCGCUGAUGGGCGCCCUGCACAACCUCUCGCUGCAGUCGCCUAGUGGCGGCUGGGUUGCGGACUCCGGCGCCUCCACUCACCUCGUGACCGAUCCCGGACUUUGCAACCAAGGCGGAACUUCUUCGGUGCAACAGUGAAGGCGAGUUGUACGACGUCCUCCCUCCAGCCGCACCCGCUGCUCUCGCCAUCACCGUCUCAUGCCUCGUCGACCUCUGGCACCGGCUUUUGGGUCAUCCCGGCGAUGCUACUUUCCGUUCCAAUAAAUCUUUAGAACAUUGUAAUAAACCUGUAGUGGCUGGGCGCUUAUGUCAUGCUUGUCAAACCAGAAAACAUGUUCGUCUACUAUUUACCUCUUCGACUAGUCACACUACUCUGCUUUUGAUCUCUUACAUUGUGAUCUUUGGACAACACCUUUGUCUAGUGUU